GUCCCACAAAUGUCCCACAAAAAGUCGGUAAUCGACGGCAAAAAGAUUGGUUUGAUAUAUUUUUCUGCGAAUCUGCACAAGCAAAAUAAGCAUCUUCCGGUCAACGUAGAAAGUGAUAGUCCUGUUUUCUUUGACCGGCCAUUUUAGUGUAGAGUUGGGACUCAAAUUGCAAAAAAACACGUAAAAUUUCUGCAAAGAAACGAAAAACAAAAAGCAUAAACAAACCACAUAUACAAGAACAGCGUAGAAGAUAUACCUCUAUGAUCUUAAUUGCAUGGUUUGUCAAGACUGAUUUAAAGUAUGGGUGAUACAAGAAUACAUCAAAUCUCUAGUUCUAUAAAGGAAGAACCCAAGUCCUCUGAUACACAGCAAACUUUUAUCUACCAACCAAAUCAAGAUGCAGAACAAGAGUUUUUUGAUUUGAGUAGCAUCGUAAAUAAAGUAAGACGUAAACUGCAAAACAAACCACACGAAUGUGAUGAAUGUGGGAAAAACUUUGGUCGAUCUGGACACCUUAAAGAACACUUGAUAACUCACACAGGGCAGAAACCACACCAAUGUGAUCAAUGUGGCAAGUGCUUUACUCGAUCUGGAAACCUUAAAGUACACCUAAGAACUCACUCAGGACAGAAACCACACAAAUGUGAUGAAUGUGGCAAGUGCUUUGGUCAACCUGGAACCCUGAAAACACACCUAUUGAUUCACUCAGGACAGAAACCACACCAAUGUGAUGAAUGUGGCAAGUGCUUUGGUCAAUCUAGAACCCUGAAAACACACCAAUUAAUUCACUCAGGGCAAAAACCACACCAAUGUGAUGAAUGUGGCAAGUGCUUUACUCUAUCUGGACACCUUAAAGAACACUUGAUAACUCACACAGGACAGAAACCACACCAAUGUGAUCAAUGUGGCAAGCGCUUUACUCGAUCAGGAAACCUUAAAGUACACUUAAUAACUCAUGCAGGACAGAAACCUCACCAAUGUGAUGAAUGUGGAAAGCGCUUUACUCUAUCUAGACACCUUAAAUUACACUUAAUAACUCACUCAGGACAGAAACCACACCGAUGUGAUCAAUGUGGCAAGCGCUUUACUCGAUCUGAAUCCCUGAAAAGACACCUAAUAACUUACUCACAAAAGCCACACCAAUGUGAUCAAUGUGGAAAGUGUUUUACUCUAUUAGGAGAUCUUAGAAGACACCAAUUUAUUCACUCAAGACAGACACCACACAAAUGUGGUAGUGUGGAAAGUUCUUUGGUCAAUCUAGGACCCUGAAAACACCUAUUGAUUCACUCAGGACAGAAACCUCACAUAGUCAUGAAUUUGGGAAGUGUUUUACUCUAUCUAGAGUACACUUAAUAACUCACUCAGGACAGAAACCACACAAUGUGAUGAAUGUGGCAAGCGCUUUACUUGAUCUGGAUCCCUGGAAAUACACUUAAUAACUCACUCAGGACAGAAACCACACAAUGUGAUGAAUGUGGCAAGCGCUUUACUCGAUCUGGAAAUACACUUAAUAACUCACUCAGGACAGAAACCACACAAUGUGAUGAAUGUGGCAAGCGCUUUACUCGAUCUGGAUCCCUGGAAAUACACUUAAUAACUCACUCAGGACAGAAACCACACAAUGUGAUGAAUGUGGCAAGCAUUUUACUCUAUCUGGAUCCCUGGAAAUACACUUAAUAACUCACUCAGGACAGAAACCACACAAUGUGAUGAAUGUGGCAAGCAAUUUACUCGAUCUGGAUCCCUGGAAAUACACUUAAUAACUCACUCAGGACAGAAACCACACAAUGUGAUGAAUGUGGCAAGCAUUUGACUCGAUCUGGAUCCCUGGAAAUACACUUAAUAACUCACUCAGGACAGAAACCACACAAUGUGAUGAAUGUGGCAAGCAUUUGACUCGAUCUGGAUCCCUGGAAAUACACUUAAUAACUCACUCAGGACAGAAACCACACAAUGUGAUGAAUGUGGCAAGCAUUUGACUCGAUCUGGAUCCCUGGAAAUACACUUAAUAACUCACAGGACAGAAACCACACAAUGUGAUGAAUGUGGCAAGCACUUGACUCGAUCUGGAUCCCUGGAAAUACACUUAAUAACUCACUCAGGACAGAAACCACACAAUGUGAUGAAUGUGGCAAGCAUUUGACUCGAUCUGGAUCCCUGGAAAUACACUUAAUAACUCACUCAGGACAGAAACCACACAAUGUGAUGAAUGUGGCAAGCAUUUGACUCGAUCUGGAUCCCUGGAAAUACACUUAAUAGCUCACUCAGGACAGAAACCACACAAUGUGAUGAAUGUGGCAAGCAUUUGACUCGAUCUGGAUCCCUGGAAAUACACUUAAUAACUCACUCAGGACAAAAACCACAUUGCACCUGACUCACAUAAUGAUAAAUAUGGCAAAUGCUUUGCUCAAUCUUUAUAUUUGAUGAUAAACUUAUUUGUAAGGUAUUAAACUUAACAAUUGUGAGGACAAUUGCUUGAAUAAAGUAUAUUAUAAGCAUUUCAAUGAUGUAUUGUUCAAAAAAUAUACCCUUGCGAGAGUUGGUAACAUGAUUAUACAUUACCUUAAUAUUUGAUAACAUAUCAUAAAAACUACUCUUUUUCUUUUCUAAAAUAACGUUUAUAUUUGUAGUAUAAAAUUGAUAUUUGUAAUAUUCUGUGCAGAUUAACUUGAAAAAUAACAGAAAAAUAGCUGAGAAAUAAAUAAUGUUGGUGACA
Molecule: messenger RNA, 2716 nt
Organism: Nematostella vectensis (starlet sea anemone)
Lineage: Eukaryota; Metazoa; Cnidaria; Anthozoa; Actiniaria; Edwardsiidae
Product: zinc finger protein 239-like
Exons: 2
Coding region: 301-1269 (322 amino acids)
Biological process (GO): regulation of DNA-templated transcription
Molecular function (GO): DNA-binding transcription factor activity, RNA polymerase II-specific; RNA polymerase II cis-regulatory region sequence-specific DNA binding
Source: RefSeq, a predicted model, not a curated record